CAGAUCACACAAACACAAAACACAGCUCACACUUUCUUUCCCUUCCACUCACUACACUUCACUUCACUUCACUUCACUCAUCUACCUCACUCAUCAUCAACAACACACACAACUGAAGAAAAAAAAACAAAACAAAGAACACCAAAUCCUUAUUCAGAUUCACCAUCAUUGAAUUUGAAGAACAAAAAGCUUAGUUAACUCAAACAUUCCAUAAAUUGAGUACCAUUAACAUUAACAAUGUCUAAAUCUUUCAUUUUACAUCCCCAAAUUACCCUCACAUUUAUCUUCUAUUUACUAAUCUUAUCCCCAAAACCAUCUUCCUCUCUAAACAUCACCGCUCUCCUCUCCACUUACCCCGACUUAUCUCAAUUCACCGCCCUUCUCUCCGCCGCAACUUCCCUAACCGCCGAUCUCUCCCACCGUAAUUCCCUCUCUCUCCUCGCCGUACCUAACUCAUUUCUCUCAACUGACCCCAAUCUCUCCCACCACCAACUCUCCUCCUCCGCUCUCACCGACAUCCUCCGCUACCACGUCCUCCUCCAAUUCUUCUCAUGGUCCGACCUCCACUCCCUCCCUCCCUCCGGUAAACUCGUCACCACUCUCUUCCAAACCACCGGUCGCGCCACCAAUAAUUUCGGUUCCGUUAACAUCACUCACGAUCCUCACUCUAAUCUCGUUUCGAUCCAUUCACCUGCACCUUAUUCUUCUUCAAACGCAACCCUAAUUUCACAAAUCAAAACCCUACCUUACAACGUCACAAUCUUCACCGUUAAUUCUCUCUUAAUCCCUUACGGUUUCGAUCUAAUGGCAUCGGAAACUCGACCGAGUAUUCGUCUUAACAUUAGUAAAACAUUACUUGAUGCUCAUAAUUUCAAUAUCAUUUCUUCAAUGCUUUCUGCUUCUGGUGUUGUUAAUGAAAUCGAAGCCGGUGAAGGUGGUUCCGGUAUCACGUUAUUUGUUCCGGUAGAUAAGGCUUUCGCUGAAUUACCUUCUUCAGUUGCACUUCAAUCACUUGCGGCGGCUGAGAAAAUCGUUGUUCUCAAAGCUCAUGUUCUUCGUGCUUAUUACCCUCUCGGUUCACUUCAAUCCACUGCAAAUCCAUUACAACCUACUCUUGCCACGGAAUCAAUGGGCGCCGGAAGUUUCACGUUGAACAUUUCGACGUUUAAUGGCUCGGUUGCAAUUAACACCGGCAUUGUUCAGGGAGUAAUUACUCAAACUGUUUUUGAUCAGAAUCCAAUUGCUAUUUUUGGUGUUAAUAAAGUUUUAUUGCCAAGAGAGAUUUUUGGGAAGAAUCCAAUGGAAUCCCCUGUUGACAUUGCUGCUCCACCUCCCUAUUAUGAUGCUAGUUCGCCGUCCGUGUUAGGCCAAGAUUUGAGCUCAAAUGUUGCUAGUGUUUAUUGCUCCGAGUUCUUUGUUUUUGUUCUUUGUUGUAUAAAUUUGUAUUUAAUCAUAUAGAGUAAUUGUUUUUUUUCUUUCUCUCAUUGUAUUAUUAUUUUUUUGUGGGGUUUUGUUUUGAUUUUCUCCACCUUAUGUACACGUUAAUUGCAUUAUUGUUAUUAGUUAGGUUGCAAAUGCAGUCUAUUUUUUA
Molecule: messenger RNA, 1591 nt
Organism: Trifolium pratense (red clover)
Lineage: Eukaryota; Viridiplantae; Streptophyta; Magnoliopsida; Fabales; Fabaceae
Product: fasciclin-like arabinogalactan protein 4
Exons: 1
Coding region: 238-1458 (406 amino acids)
Biological process (GO): mucilage biosynthetic process involved in seed coat development; abscisic acid-activated signaling pathway; multidimensional cell growth
Cellular component (GO): plasma membrane
Source: RefSeq, a predicted model, not a curated record